Messenger RNA from Lasiodiplodia theobromae, 627 nucleotides. Its product is annotated as Peptide methionine sulfoxide reductase MsrA. NCBI's taxonomy places the organism in Eukaryota, Fungi, Ascomycota, Dothideomycetes, Botryosphaeriales, Botryosphaeriaceae. The record is from RefSeq and is a predicted model, not a curated record. The transcript has 2 exons. The coding region runs from base 1 to 627 and encodes 208 amino acids. Gene Ontology annotation, molecular function: peptide-methionine (S)-S-oxide reductase activity.
AUGACAACCGUGAGCAGUCUUUUCACGCGCUUCAUGCGCCCAUUCUCUUCCGGCCCGUUGCGCGCGGUCGAGAACGGUGCCACCGGCAUCGCUAACGGCAGCUACCAGAAGGCAACGAUCGCGGCAGGCUGCUUCUGGGGAGUUGAGCACACGUACCGCAGGUCCUUCGCGAACAAGGGCCUCAUCGACGCACGCGUUGGAUACAUCGGUGGCGAUUCGAAGAACCCCAGCUACAGGCAGGUCUGCGGAGGCGAUACUGGCCAUGCGGAAGCUCUGCAGGUCACCUUUGACCCGGAGCAGGUCUCGUACAGACAGCUCAUCGAGUACUUCUACACCAUCCACGACCCCACGCAGCUGAACCACCAAGGCCCCGACAGGGGGACUCAAUACCGCACCGCCAUCUUUUUCCAUUCUCCCGAGCAGGAGGCUAUUGCCAAGGACGUCACCGAACGUGCCAACAAGGAGUGGUGGGACGGUAAGAUCGUCACACAAAUUGUGCCUGCAGGUGAAUGGUGGGACGCUGAGACGUAUCACCAACUCUAUCUUGACAAGAACCCCAGCGGUUACGAGUGUCCCACGCACUUCAUCCGAAAGCUUCCGCCAUUGAGCCAGCCGGAGAGCUCGUGA